Molecule: messenger RNA, 5226 nt
Organism: Sardina pilchardus (European sardine)
Lineage: Eukaryota; Metazoa; Chordata; Actinopteri; Clupeiformes; Clupeidae
Gene: fam13a
Product: family with sequence similarity 13 member A
Exons: 26
Coding region: 208-3543 (1111 amino acids)
Biological process (GO): signal transduction
Source: RefSeq, a predicted model, not a curated record
ACUCCUGCUCAGCUCCGCUAAAACUCUUCAGAAAACUUUCUCUGGAGUAUCGCAGGCCUUUUUGAAUGGCAUUUCGGGGUGCUGGAGGGACUCCUUCAGUCCACAGACCUCUCAUGGAACUCACAGGAAUCUAAGAGAAGAAGAAGAAGGUGGGGGAUUUCUUGGGGAUUCAUCACGUUCUUUCCGGCUUUUAAAUCUGGGGGGAGAAUGGGGGCCGGAGCACUCACCAUCUGUCACAACAAAGCAGCUGUGCAGAUCAAGGAGGACAUGAAGAAGAUGGUCCAGCUGCCCAUGGGGAAGCCCAGAUCCACUGCCCCAGUGGGGAGAAGGGUGUUUGGUGUGUCCCUCUCAGAGCUGAAGGAGCUGGGCUUGGUGGAGGAUGGAGUACCUUCGGUGGUCCGAAGCAUGGUGGGGUACCUACGUGAGCAUGGUCUCCAGCAGGAGGGCCUGUUCCGGGUGAACGGGAGUGUGCGCGCCGUGGACGCCCUCAGGCAGCGUCUGGAACGCUGUGAGCCGGUGGACCUGGCGCAGGAGUCCGAGGUGGGCACGGUCGCCAGCCUGCUGAAGCAGUUCCUCAGAGAUCUACCUGAGGGUCUCGUGGAUUCCAGUGUGCAGCCCGCACUCAUCCAGCAGCACCAGGAGUCGUCGGAGGAGGGCGGCUGCCAGGACAUGCGAGAGCUUCUGCAGCAGCUGCCGCAGCUGCACCUGAGCCUGCUCCAGUACCUGUGCCACUUCCUCACCCAGGUGGACCAGCGGCACAAGGAGAACCGCAUGAAUGCGCUGAACCUGGCAACCGUCUUCGGCCCCAAUGUUUUCCAUGUCUCCUCGGGGUUUGAUGGGAUUCAGGAGCAGAAUAUCUGCAACAAGAUCAUGGCCAAGAUGAUCCAGAACUACAGCUCCAUCUUUGAGACUGACAUGGAGAAGGGCAGCUCAAUGAGAGAGACGGAGACUGCCAAUGUCAUCAUAGUAAAGGAAGUCCAAACUAUUACGCUAGAGAGAGAAAAGUCACCCUACUCACCCACUCCAAAAGCACGAACACCAGUUCCCAGAAAGAAAAAGUCCAUAACGAGCAACUCAGCAGAGAACUGCAACACAACCACAUCUAAAGAGUCCGCCUUGGAGACUCCUUCAGUCACGCCAAGGAAGAAGAAGGUGAAGAAGCUUAAAGGUGAAAUGGCAAGUCAGCAGCGAGUCCUGCCCCAGCCCGCUCUCUUGGUCGGCCUUCCCCACGCCAGACCUCUGCCCCUGGUUCCAGCCCCAGAGCCCUGCUCCAGCCCCAGGGCCCUGUCUCCAGGGCUGCUCUCCCAGGACUCUGGCCCCGGCACCUGGACGCCCUCUCCCCCGUGUCCCCUGGUGCGGAGCCCCAGCCCGGAGGCCAUGGAGCUGGCCCCGGAGGGAGUGAGCCCCAGCAGGAGCGGCGAGACCUUGAGCAGCUCCCUGGAGGAGGAGAGACCAAUAUCCCCAUUCUACGUGAGCUCUCAGACCUCCCCAGAUAAUUGUAGACCUGACCUAGCGCAAUUCCUGGAAAGGACGAUCCGCUCUGCGGUCGAGCAGCAUUUGUUUGAUGUGCACAUGCAUGGGGGUCAAAGUUCAGACGACCCUGACACGAAUUGUCAACUGGCGUCUCCCGUGACAACAGCUCGUCAGAGGCGACGUCAGCUGCGCGAGCAAGAGGAAGUCCAAAGACAGCGAGACAGGGAAGGCAUCAACAAGGAGAACAAUCCUUCGAUAGGAGUUAUCAAUAACAGCAGUGUCGGAGAGGAGCGCUUGGAACACACACACUCGCACACACACACACACACGCACGCCCAGAAGCGCACGGUGGAGGGGCCUAGACACAGGAAGAGCAAACACGCUGUUCCCACGCUGGCUGAGCUCAGGGACAACCAGGACCCCCCCUCGGUGCACCCCCCCUUGUCCAAGGAAUGUUUCAAAGUAUCAAAGGCACAUGACCAAGCCUCACCAGAGAACAUGGAAUACUCACAAGUGUGGGAUGAACAUCACAGAGACCAAGACAAUGGCUCAGCACAGACGCCUGCCAUGAAGAUCCAGGAGGCUCUCAGUGGCUCGGACCCUGGAGAGGGCUGCGAGGACGUGCCUCGUCUGGACCUCUCCUCCCUCACCGAGGACAACAACUGGGGAGAUUCGCCGUUCUUUAGCGCUCCUUUCCUUGAUUUCAAAAGCUUCUUCCAGCAGUGUUACUAUGAGGACCCAGUGCCAGCAUACUCGUCCUGGCAGAGGGAAAGCAUGGACCGUGAGGAGGCUCGUCUCUCGCCCCACGCUGGAGGCAGACUUAUCCGACAGCUCCUGGAGGAGGACAGCGACCCCAUGGUCUCGCCGCGCUUCUACGCCUACGGACACUGCCAGCAGUACCUGGACGACACCGAGGUGCCCCCCUCGCCUCCCAACGCACAUUCCUUUGUCAGUCGGAGGAGAAGUUCAUCUCUUGGCUCGUGCGAUGAUGACCGUGAAGAGUUGACCUCAGCUCAGCUUUCAAAAAAGAUUCACAGCCUGAGAAGGAAGAUUCGCAAAUUCGAGGAGAGGUUUGAAGACGAACGCAAAUACAGGCCCUCUCAUGGUGACAAAGCUGGCACCCCUGAAGUACUGAGAUGGAUGAAUGAGCUGGCCAAGCUGAGCAAAGACCUGAAAGAGCACAAGCUGAUGAAGUCGGAGGAGGACCUGACGCCCCUCCCGCGCCAGCGCAGCAACACGCUGCCCAAGAGCUUCGGCUCCCAGCUGGAGAAGAAGCCCAGCGAGGCCAAGGCCCCCAAGCCGCCCGUGGAGACCACGCUGGAGACGGUGAUGGCCAAGCUGGAGGAGAAGCGGCUGGAGGUCAGCCGUCCAGAGGACAUCAAGGACAUGACUCGUGAACAGAUUGCUGCAGAGAAAGUGGCCCUCCAGAAAGCCCUGCUCUACUACGAGAGCAUCCAUGGGAGACCGGUUACCAAGAGUGAGAGGCAGAUCAUGAAGCCCCUGUAUGACAGAUACCGCCUUGUCAAGCAGAUCUUGUGCAGAGCAUCCACCAUUCCUGUAAUUGGCUCCCCUUCCAGCAAGCGCAGAGGUCCUCUGCUGCAGCCCAUUAUUGAGGGCGUACCAGCGCUGUUCUUCGAUGACAUCAAGGAGGAGGAGGACGGCUCGGAGGACGACGGCGAUUAUAAAACCCAGUUCACCGUGACCGUGCGGCCCGAGCUGAGCGUGCUGGGCUUCCUGGAGCAGCUGGACGAGAGCGGAGACACCUUCAUCUCGCCCGUGGACGAGCUCUCGCCCUCCAAGAACACCACAGACAUGAGGCUCUCCAACCUGCACGCUGCCACUAUGCCAGAGCUGGUGGAGCACCUGCAAGAGGCCCGCGACGAGAAGAAAAGAAUCCGCAAGAACCUCCGGGAGUUUGAGGAUCAGUUCUUCAGGCAAAAUGGAAGAAACGUGCAGAAGGAAGACCGCUCGCCCUUGGCAGUGGAGUACAACGAGUACAAGCACAUCAAAGCUAAGCUCAGGCUGCUCGAGGUCCUCAUCAGCAAGCGCGACUCCUCCAAGUUCAUCUAGAGACGUACGCCAACAACACACAAGCAAACAGGAAGCUGGAGCCCGUGCUCCACCACUCAUCCAUCCACACAAGUAUCCAUCCAUCCAUCCAUCCAUCCAGCCAUCCGGCGCUAACACGUACCCACCAAAUUGGACAUGUUUUUUCUCUCGUCCUCUCUCCCACACCAUCUGUGUCACACAUUUGGCCAAAGGGGGAGCCAAGUACGGCGUGACUCAGACCCAACUGAAACUGUUGGUGCCCUGCCCCCCCACCCCACCCCACCCCCCUCUGGAGCUGCCCUGCCAGGCCAGCCACGGUGGCCCAGGCACAGCACACCCCAGCUGGGCCCUGGGGCACUCCCUUGUCGGGCCUCACGGCCCUGGAACUCCGCACCAACAAGCCUCACUUUCCACACCAACAAACCCACAGACCGCGGCUGUCACUCUUUUCCGACCCAAGGUAACCCUCAGAGAAAGAGAGAGAGAGAGAGAAAUAAAUAAAUGAAGAUCUCAAGACAGACCAGGAAGAACCUGUGUGGAGGGCUGUUUGCAUGCAACUGAACACCAUCCUGUCUGUGUUCAGCUGCAUCAGUGGGGCAUUUCAAGUAUUAUACACUAUUUGUUGCUUUUAUUUAUUGAAGUACUUCUAUCUCAUGUGAGUGUUUAUGUUAAAUGUUGCAGUUGUUCAUCUGAUCAAACUCUAAAUGGGUUUAGGUAACAUCCGUGAGAAAGUCUUACACAUUUUGAUGUGGGGAUAUUUGUGACAAGAUUUCUUUUUGUCUUUAUUAUGUGAUCAAAAAAUAUGGUGAGAGUAAUUUUGAUAAAUUGUUGAAGGGAGUCUUUCUUUGUACAUACAAUUUUAACAUCAAACUGCAAUCUGCCUACAAAUCCUUUUGAGAACUAUUUGGGCAUUUUGCAGGACAACAUGUUGAGUCCUCUGACUUGUUUUUAUUUGCUCAUUGACUUGUGAUUCGUGCCAUAUUGAAGAAAAUGGUUCUGUUCGACUUUUUUUUUAAAUGUCAACUAGAAACACUUUUUUUUGUACUCACUUGUAUUUCAUGUCAGAGUUUUGUAAUGUUAACUUCUUGAUUGAGUCUGUUUAGAUAGAAUCAAUAUUAACCACAACACAGAUAGUUUUUUACUGUUUUGAGUUUUCUACUGUUAACAGAGGUGUGAAAUCAGCAUAUUUGGAUGUUUUUAAAUACCAUUAUAAGACGAAUAUGUGCAGAAUGAUAAUCCAAGCUAAUACGGUCAUCUAUUAUUGUAGAUAUGCAUUUUGCUUGUACUCACUUCUUUAGCAUAUAUAUUUUUUUCUUCCAACUGCAAGAUAAGCUCCCAAGUCUCACACUGGUUGUCAGACCUUUGUUGUUGCUGUUCUUAGACGACUCCAGCUCUCACGACCCCAAUGAUCAAACGGUUGCCAUGAUAUGCAUGGGGCAAUCUCAAUUCUCAAAGAAUUCCUGACUGACUGUACUUGCCUAUUUCUGUCCGAUGGACAUGGGGCUAGGCCAGCGUUUCCGGGCCUAAGUAGGCAUGUACCCGAGGCUGUCCCCGUUUCUCUCCAGAAUGGACGCUUCCAGUGUGACCUUCGUUUUUACUGAAUGUAAACACUGAUGGAAAUAACUGAUAUGGGUGUGUACAUUUUAGUACAUGAUUGUAUUUUGUACAUAUUAUAUAAAGCCAAACCUAUUUUUACUGAUGAAA